AAUACGGCUUUUCAGCCACCCAGACCACCCCCUGGUUACACUCCUUUACCAGUAUCCGCAUCUCAAAUUCUUCUACAAUUGACAAUUUCAAACAAAUGUGGACAAGCAUUUAGAUGGCAUGGCGUAGAUGUGUAUGAACCAAUAGAAGAAAGAAUAGCUGUGAAGAAAGAAGAAGAGGAUGGCAAUGCUUCAAUACCUAGAAUUAGAACAUACAAUAGAACGACAGAAUGGUCCAUGUGCUUAUCAGACAGGAUUGUAUUCGUACGUCAAGAUGUGGAAAGGGGUUACAUCUAUUUCAAAACACUCAUGGGAGAGUCUUCAAAUGCACCAAAACUCGCAGAACAAGUCGACCCUGCAAAUAUCGAAGUACAAACCGCUGCGUGGCUAAAUGACUAUCUCAAUUUGGACGUCCCAUUAGCUUCCCUGUACGAAGAAUGGAGUGAAAAGGACAAAGUUUUCGCUCGAUUUGCCAAAAGGUUUGGAGGUGUACGGAUGCUAAGACAAGAUCCAUGGGAAACAUUGUGUGCUUUCAUAUGUUCAUCCAACAAUAAUAUCGCUCGAAUAGGACAAAUGGUGCAAAAUCUAUGCACUCAUUUCAGUCACCCUAUGGCAACUGUAACGUAUCCUCCUCCACCUACAGAGGUGUUUGCUGGCGAUGAAGAAGUUCAAGCGAUGCCAACAACGAUCACAUAUUUCCCCUUUCCAUCUGUGGAAAGACUAGCAGAGAAAGAUGUUGAUGCGAAAUUACGCAAAUUGUCUUUUGGAUAUCGUGCUCCUUACAUACAGGAUACAGCACGUCUACUUCUUGACACAGUUGCAAGCUCUAAAAAAGAGACGGAUGGGAUAGCCUACGAUUCGCCUUACCAGUAUCUGCAUUCGCUACGUACAAUGGAUUACCCGUCCGCUCGCCAGGAGCUCAUCCGUUGUCCCGGUGUUGGCCCAAAAGUGGCAGAUUGCAUCUUGUUGAUGGCGAUGGAUCAACCCUCGAGUAUACCGGUGGACAGACAUGUCUUUCAAUUUGCAGAGAGAUGGUACAAGAUUCGAACGAAAGGAGGUCAUAAAGGCUAUGAACAUAUUGCAGAUACCUUUAGAAAGCUAUGGGGACCUUAUGCAGGUUGGGCGCAUUCAGUCUUGUUUACAGCCGAUCUUCGUGCAUUUCAAACGUACAAGGUG
Meira miltonrushii is the source of this 1173-nucleotide messenger RNA. RefSeq names its product DNA glycosylase. Gene Ontology annotation, molecular function: 8-oxo-7,8-dihydroguanine DNA N-glycosylase activity; damaged DNA binding. Gene Ontology annotation, cellular component: nucleus. The record is from RefSeq and is a predicted model, not a curated record. The annotation marks the transcript as partial. Lineage: Eukaryota; Fungi; Basidiomycota; Exobasidiomycetes; Exobasidiales; Brachybasidiaceae. Gene Ontology annotation, biological process: nucleotide-excision repair; base-excision repair; base-excision repair, AP site formation. The transcript has a single exon.